Abrus precatorius (Indian licorice) is the source of this 1080-nucleotide messenger RNA. Its product is annotated as transcription repressor OFP1-like. Gene Ontology annotation, molecular function: DNA binding. The transcript has 2 exons. The coding region runs from base 1 to 1080 and encodes 359 amino acids. Lineage: Eukaryota; Viridiplantae; Streptophyta; Magnoliopsida; Fabales; Fabaceae. Gene Ontology annotation, biological process: negative regulation of DNA-templated transcription. The record is from RefSeq and is a predicted model, not a curated record.
AUGGGUAAUUACAGGUUCAAAUUAUCAGAUAUGAUACCCAAUUCUUGGUUUUACAAACUCAAGGACAUCGGAAGAGCAAGAAAGCAAAACCCAACUCAGUCCAGGAAGAAAAAGCAACCUUCACAGACCUCAACCACACAAUCAUCAAAACCAAAACAACCCCACCAAUGCAAUCCCAGAAAAUCUUACUACUUUACAAGGGAACUUAACCCAAAUGAUAGAAUCUACACUUCGCCAGCAAAUAACCAAAAUGACAUAAAAAACUCCAAUUUCCCUGAACCACCCAGAAAAUCAUCCAAACAAAGAAUCAAGAGAAGAACGACUGCAAGGACUUCUUCACCAAAGCUUGUUGUCACUGAGAACUCCUCAUCAUCACCAAUUGAUAAUAGCUCUGCUGAGUCAGAGUACCCUGACCCAGAAUUCAGAACAGACCGUGUUCUUCCUACUGAAUCAUUUGAUGAAAAUGACAUCAUCAUUGAUGUAGACAACAAUUCCAUAGCCAGAAACGACGAUAAGCUAGAAGGGUAUGAAUGUGAUCCCUUUUCAAACCUUGUGCUUCCACCAAUUGUAACCAAGCCAGCAAAAUUCAAUGACUUGCUUAGUGAUGCAAAGAAGAGAGAAACCAAACCCAGAAGCAGAAUUGCUUCACAUGAAGAACCAAACCUGCAAGGUACUCUGAAGGUUAAAAUUGUGAAAGAAGACACUGCCCCAAUGAAGGAACAGAGGAACUCCCCUGCUAGGAGACUUUCUGUGAGUUCUCCCGGCGUCAGGCUUCGGCUGAAUUCGCCAAAACUUGCCGGCCGGAGAACUCACACACACGGCCGGAGAAGCGUGUCGUCGGCCGCCAGCUCCGGCUCCCGGAGAAGCCUCUCAGAUAGCUUUGCAAUUGUGAAGUCAUCACUCAAUCCUCAGAGAGAUUUCAGGGAAUCAAUGGUGGAGAUGAUUGUUCAGAACAACAUAAGAACAUCAAAGGAUUUGGAAGACCUUCUUGCUUGCUACCUUUCUCUUAAUUCAGAUGAGUAUCAUGACCUCAUUAUCAAAGUGUUCAAGCAAAUAUGGUUUGAUUUAACUGAUAACUAG